AAUAAAAUAAAAUAAAAUAAAAUCUCAACCCCAGUUAGUGCCAUUCCACCAUUUUUUAGUCUUUCUCUCUCUUCCAUUUCUCUAUAAUUGGUAAUCAACAAACUUGUAACCAAUCUGAAAUCCCCAUUUUCCUUUACCCGUUUCAAUUUUCCCCUAAAUCGACAAUGCUCAAUUUCUCCUUCCUCUUCAUCCUCAAUCCUCCGAUUUUCAUUUCUUUCUGAUAUCGGUUUUGGUGUUGUAAUUAAUUCAUCCACUGUUCUUCGCAGCAGAGAGAGAAACAAUUCAACCAUGGGAUUUAGAUCUCUGUUCCGAAAAAAGAAACCCUUCUCCUCCGUUAAUUCUCCGCUCGUUUCCUCAUCCUCCACACUCGGAUCUCGAUCCUCAUUAGAUGGUUCAGAAUCUCAGAUCGCAGAACUCGAGGAAGUAUUCAAGAAAUUCGAUGUGAACGGUGACGGAAAGAUCUCGUCUGCUGAAUUGGGCUCGAUUAUGACAAGCCUAGGGCACAACGCUACAGAGGAAGAGCUCGGGAAGAUGAUAGAGGAAUUCGAUGCCGAUGGUGACGGAUUCAUCAAUUUGCACGAAUUUGUGGAAUUAAAUACUAAAGAAAUCGAUCCGGAGGAAUUAUUGGAGAAUCUGAGAGAGGCGUUUUCGGUAUAUGAUAUCGAUGGAAAUGGAUCGAUAUCUGCUGAGGAAUUGCAUAAGGUUCUGAGAAGCUUGGGGGACGAUUGUUCGGUAGCGGAUUGCCGGCAGAUGAUCAGCGGCGUCGAUAGCAACGGCGAUGGAAUGAUUAGCUUUGAGGAGUUCAAGGUGAUGAUGUCGACGGGACUCUCCGUUGCUGGCGGCUGAGUUUGAACACCCGCCGGUGGAUUUCCAGAGGAAUUUGCCAGAAUUUGGAUCUUUUUUUUCUUUUCCGUUCUGUGUCUGACAAAAGUACCGCAAGUUCUUCCACUAUUCUUUUUUUCAAUAUUUUCUUCUUUGUGAUUUUAUCUUUUUUCUUUUAUCUUUUUUCUUUAUAAAUGAAGUCCCUAAUUUUUAUUUUA
This is a messenger RNA of Cucumis melo (muskmelon), 1040 nucleotides long. Its product is annotated as probable calcium-binding protein CML25. The record is from RefSeq and is a predicted model, not a curated record. The transcript has a single exon. Gene Ontology annotation, molecular function: calcium ion binding. NCBI's taxonomy places the organism in Eukaryota, Viridiplantae, Streptophyta, Magnoliopsida, Cucurbitales, Cucurbitaceae. Bases 289 to 846 code for a protein of 185 amino acids.